Molecule: messenger RNA, 1437 nt
Organism: Aspergillus ibericus CBS 121593
Lineage: Eukaryota; Fungi; Ascomycota; Eurotiomycetes; Eurotiales; Aspergillaceae
Product: MFS transporter
Exons: 5
Coding region: 28-1425 (465 amino acids)
Biological process (GO): transmembrane transport
Molecular function (GO): transmembrane transporter activity
Source: RefSeq, a predicted model, not a curated record
AGUACAAAGACACCAGAUCCUGCCUUCAUGGUCAGGUUCGAAGAGGGUGACCCCGAGGAUCCGCGAAAUUUCAGCAGUGGGCGCAAGGCAUUUAUCACACUUCAAAUGAGCAUGCUUGCCCUUGUGGGUGCACUCGGGUCGUCUAUCCUGUCCCCAGGACAGUCAGAUAUUGCAAGGUAUACGCAUAUAAGCGAAGAGGUUGCAGUCCUGGCGACUUCGUUAUAUGUCCUUGGCUGGGCAGUAGGUCCAGCACUCUGGGGUCCAAUAAGCGAGGUUUACGGCCGAAGAUGUGGAAUGCUUCCUGCAGUAUUCUGCCUAGGCCUGUUCAGUAUCGGAACUGCGACAAGCAAGAACGCUGCCAGCAUUUUCAUAACCAGGUUCAUUGGAGGUAUCUUCGGGUCAGCCCCAGUCAGCAAUGUUGGUGCCGCUCUGAGCGAUCUAUAUACUCCGAAGGAUAGAGGGACGGCGGUGACAUUCUUGGCAGUGUGCAUCUCUGGAGGCCCAACGCUUGGUCCCAUUAUUGGCUCUGCGUUGGUGACGAAUUUCAAGCUUGGCUGGCGCUGGACUAUGUACAUCGAAGCCAUUUGCGCGUUCGCAUUCUUCGCUUUUUCUACUCUAAUGCUUCGGGAGACCUAUCCGCCGGUCCUGUUGAAAAACAAGGCACAAAAGAUGCGUCGGACAACGGGCGAUGAGAGAUACUGGCAUCCACAUGAGAAAGAGAGCAUCAGGCUGGGUAAUGCCGUUACCAAACACUUUGCUCGUCCGCUACGCAUGCUGAUCACCGAGAGCAUUAUGGCCUCGGUUGCUCUUUACGCAUCCUUUACGUACAGUUUAAUCUAUCUCUGUUUGCAAGUAUACCCCAUUGUAUUUGAGGAGGGACGUGGUUAUAACCCCGUGAUCUCCUGCUUGCCAUUCCUCGGGAUCCUAGUCGGGAUUAUGUCCUCCUUGGCGAUCAAUAUUGCGAACCAAGCAUGGUAUGCAAAAGCCAUGAGGGCGAAUGGUGGAAAGAUAGUCCCCGAGGCACGGCUCCCUCCGAUGUUGAUUGGUGGUAUCCUACUCCCCACGGGACUCUUUUGGCUUGGUUGGACAGCGGCACCGAAAUACUCAUGGGCACUGCCCACAGUUGCGGGGGGCUUCGUCGGCGCUGGAUUUAACAUUAUCUUCCAGCAAUGCUUCAACUACCUCAUCGAUACAUACGGUCCGUAUGCAGCGAGUGCGAUUGCGGCCAACACAAUUCUGAGAUCGUUGCUGGCGGCUUGUCUUCCUUUAGCUGCAAAGCCGAUGUUCCAUAACCUGGGCGUGGGACCUGCCGCUAGUUUGUUGGGCGGAAUUGCUUGUCUGGCACUGCCGAUACCCCUCAUUUUCAUGAAGUACGGGCCUGCGCUUCGGAGAAAAUCAACACUGGCAGCAACAAGUUUGGAAUAAUUUUCACAGUGG